GCCGGAGCGGGAUGGGGUCGCACGGCUCGCACCUGGCCCAGGUCCCGGACCUGGACGCCAUCGGCCGGGAGACGGGCUUCUCUCAGGCCAAUCUCUCCCGGCUGCAUCACCGGUUUCGGGCCCUGGACAAGGAUAGCAAGGGUUACCUGAGCCGCCAGGACCUGCAGAGUAUCGGCAAGUUGGCGGUCAACCCCCUGGGAGACCGCAUCGUCAGUAGCUUCUUCCCCGCGGGGGAGGAGAGAGUGGAUUUCCGUGGGUUCGUUCGGGUCCUGGCUCAUUUUCGGCCCUUGGAGGACGAUGGAGGCCCCCAGACUUUGGAGAACCCUGAACCUCUCAACAGCCGAGACAACAAACUGCGCUUUGCUUUCCAACUCUACGACCAGGACCGGGACGGGAAGAUUUCUCGAGAAGAGAUGCUCCAGGUGCUGCGAAUGAUGGUCGGGGUGCAGGUGACGGAGGAGCAGCUGGAAAGCAUCGCUGAACGGACGGUCCAGGAGGCCGACACGGACGGCGACGGAGCCAUCUCCUUCGAGGAAUUCGCCAAGUCCCUGGAGACGCUGAACGUGGAGCACAGGAUGAGUCUCCGCAUCUUGAAGUGAUCGGGCUCCGCCCCCAGGCCAACCUGCCGAAGGUUCGACCAAUCUCAGCCGGUUUGGGGGGUGGGGAGGAGGGCCCGGGCGUCCAAUAAACCGUGCGCCCGAAAAA
Messenger RNA from Ornithorhynchus anatinus (platypus), 705 nucleotides. RefSeq names its product calcineurin like EF-hand protein 2 (gene CHP2). Gene Ontology annotation, molecular function: calcium ion binding. Lineage: Eukaryota; Metazoa; Chordata; Mammalia; Monotremata; Ornithorhynchidae. Bases 12 to 599 code for a protein of 195 amino acids. The transcript has 7 exons. The record is from RefSeq and is a predicted model, not a curated record.